Molecule: messenger RNA, 516 nt
Organism: Prunus armeniaca (apricot)
Lineage: Eukaryota; Viridiplantae; Streptophyta; Magnoliopsida; Rosales; Rosaceae
Source: the annotation of a GenBank genome assembly
AUGUGGAAGUUGAGUAUAGACGGAGCGUCAAAUCACAAGGAAGUUAGAGCAAGCGUCGUCAUAAUCACCCUAGAUGGAACUAUGUUGGAGCAAGCCAUAACAAUGGGCUUCCCAGCUUCACACAGUGAAGCAAAGUACGAGGCAUUGCUCGAUGGACUGCACUUAGCAAAAGAAUUGACAAUCAGAAGAGAGGUCCGAGGCCAGAAAAAUCCAACAGAAAGCUGCAAGAACAACCCAUGGCCAUUCAUGCAAUGGGCCAUUGACUUAAUGGGCACCAUGACACCGGCUCUUGCCAAAAAAGAAAUGAUGAUCACGGCCACUGACUACUUUACAAAAUGGAUCAAGGCUAAAGCUCUCUCCUCUACUAAAGAAGCCGACGUGGAACGAUUCAUCAUGAAGAACAUCAUCCGCCUCAUUGGAUGCCCAAGGUUGCAAGUCACUGACAAUAGAUACACAAUCGAUUGCAAGAAUAUCACCAUAUUCUUCGUGAAGUAUAGUAUAAAGCAACACUUAUGA